CACAAGCAUUCAUGGUGAAAAUGGCAGAGCUUAAUAAAAUAACCUUUGAUGCAAAGGAGGAUGUGGGCUCUGAUGAAGAGACGGAUGUGAUUUCAGAUCGUCCCGCAGAGGACCUGGCCUCCCCUGAGCUGACCGUACUACAAGUGAAGGUCGUGGACAUAGAUGGAAACCUUAAACUGGUUUACCCAUCAAAAACUGACCUGAUGUCCGACGUCAGCAAUCUAACUGUCAUCCGAUAACAAAAAUCAGCUGUUGCUUUUUUUUCUAAAUUUGUAAUUCAUUUACCCCACUUUCCAUACAGUUUUCUCUCUCAUCAAAUUAAA
Sinocyclocheilus anshuiensis is the source of this 323-nucleotide messenger RNA. RefSeq names its product leucine-rich repeat-containing protein 47-like. The record is from RefSeq and is a predicted model, not a curated record. The coding region runs from base 12 to 239 and encodes 75 amino acids. The transcript has 2 exons. NCBI's taxonomy places the organism in Eukaryota, Metazoa, Chordata, Actinopteri, Cypriniformes, Cyprinidae.